AUGACCAUGCGCCCGGACGUGUACCGAGCCUUGUUGCAGGCGUACGACAUGGUGGUGCAACGGAAUAGCUACGCGGUGAAGCGGGUGUCGGCGGUACCGCCGUUCGAGCUGUGCUACGACGAGUCGACGCUGCGGCUGCGGGAGCGAUUCGGCUACGACGUGCCGGUGAUCUCACUGGAGCUCGCCGGGGCACCUCAGGCCUGGACCGUGCCCGGUGUGAACCUUCUGAAGCCUUGGGGCAGGCCUGUGUGCAUGAGGGUGGUCGAGAUAGGGCACGACACCGCGGGGGCAGCAGAGGACGAGCCAGCCAUGGUGCUCGGCCUAGACCAGCUGGCGGGGCACCCGCUGGUGUUUGACCUGGACAAAGGCGUGGUCGGGUGUCACACCCGGUUUUUUUAA
Molecule: messenger RNA, 399 nt
Organism: Panicum hallii
Lineage: Eukaryota; Viridiplantae; Streptophyta; Magnoliopsida; Poales; Poaceae
Exons: 2
Coding region: 1-399 (132 amino acids)
Biological process (GO): proteolysis
Molecular function (GO): aspartic-type endopeptidase activity
Source: RefSeq, a predicted model, not a curated record